ACGAUCGAUGUUUUCUGUGAUCUACUUUUCUCCCCCCUGCGGGCUGCCAGUGAUUGGCCUGCAAAAUCCAAUCGAUACCAGAGUAAUCGAUCGGAGUCGAAAGUCCACACCGAGCUGACUAGUUUUUACCGUCAUUUUUGCUGUUUUACUUCCACUUUUUUUUAAAUUUCAGUUUCAGCGGAAUGGACACCAAGUUUACCUUUAACUCUCGUCGCUCUCCAGUGGUCUGUUUGCACGGCUGUGUAGCAACUAGCCAACCUUUAGCCUCCACGGUGGGACUGGACAUCCUAAAGCGUGGUGGCAAUGCUGCAGAUGCUGCGGUUGCCAUAGCAGCAGCACUUGCAGUAACUGAGCCCUGCAGCACUGGCCUGGGUGGAGAUGCUUUCUGCUUGUUUUACAGUGCAGACACCGGAGAAAUCAGAGGGAUUAACGGCAGUGGCCGUUCAGCUCAAGCUCAGACCCUGGACUUUAUGGAAAGUCGUGGCUUCUCUGCACAAUCUCCUCCCUCUGUGUUUGAUGCUUUGAAUGUUACAGUACCAGGUGCCCCUGCAUGCUGGUGUGACACCGUAGAGUUAUUUGGAAGUCAAAAGCUGUCCCUGCCAGAGAUCCUGAGUGGAGCCGUGGAGCUGGCAGAGCUGGGGUUUCCUGUUGCUGAGGUAACAGCUCACCACUGGGCGAACAACGUGGCUGCUCUGAGGGAUGCCGGGAAGGAACUCGGAGAUGACUUUCUAAUUGAAGGUCACGCACCCAGAAGUGGACAAGUAUUCAAAAACGCAGCUCUGGCUAGAACCCUUAAGGAACUUGGAGAACAUGGAAAACCAGGGUUUUACCAGGGCAGAGUGGCCAAAGCCAUCGUUAAUGUUAUCAGUGAACAUGGAGGAGUCAUGACCUUGGAUGACCUCCGCAGCCACAAUAGCGAGGUUACCACCCCCAUAAGCACAGAGUACAAGAGUGUGCGCUUGUGGGAACUUCCUCCCAACAGUCAGGGGCUGGUUGCCCUUCUGCUUCUCAACAUCCUGGAGAACUUCCCUCAACUAAAAGCCACUGGCCAUAACAGCUCCGACUAUAUCCACGUCUUGGUGGAGGCUGUGCGUCUAGCACAAACAGAUGGCCUGUGUUACCUUGGCGACCCAGCCCACACAAGCAUCCCUUUAGAAACCCUACUGGACAAGAGCUACAGCAGUCAGAGAGCACAGCUCAUCACCAUGGACAGAGCCAUGGAGCAAACCAAACCCGGCCCGAUCACAGCAAGCGAUACGGUCUACUUCUGCAUUAUCGACAGCCAGGGAAACGCAUGCUCAUUUGUCAACAGCACCUAUAUGGGCUUUGGAACCGGCCUCGUCCCUGACGGCUGCGGGUUUUCACUACAGAAUCGUGGUGCCAACUUUUCUCUGCACCGUGGCCACAUAAACUGCAUUGCUGGGGGAAAGCGUUCAUAUCACACUAUAAUCCCUGCACUCCUCACUGACUCUGUGACUAAACCACAGAAGCCACAACAACUCCUUGCAGCCCUCGGAGUAAUGGGAGCCUUUAUGCAGCCACAAGGACAUGUCCAGGUGCUGCUGAACAUGAUGGAGUUCGGGAUGAAUCCUCAACAAGCUCUGGACGCACCCAGAGUCUUUGUGCAGUAUGAACAGAAAACCGGACAGUGGUGUGUGAAUUUGGAGGAGGGGAUUGAGCAGGAGGUGGCUGAGGAGCUCCGGAGACGAGGCCAUGAAGUAAACUGGCCUGUCAUAGGCCACCAGAGGUCUCAGUUUGGGCGGGGACAGAUCAUCACAGUGGGGGACUGGUGGAAUCCAUCUGCCACUCAAGCCUGCUGUCCGCCCAGAGUGCUCUGGGCCGGGUCGGAUCCCAGAGCAGACGGAUGUGCUCUAGGAUACUAGUGACAUACAAGUACUAUAAAUCCACAUGUAGCAAUUUCAGAUGACUUUACUUCAAAUCAAGCUGUGAACACUAACUUUGGUUUAAUGAUUUGACUGUUUUCUACUUUUUAAAUUGUGAUUCAGCCAAACAAUUUGGGUUUUGGUUAAUAUUUGACAGGAUUUUAGAUAACAAAGUCAAAGUCCAGUCUCUCCAAACCAAGACUUUACUGAAGUGCCUUAAUUUAUCAGAUCGAUGUGUGUUAGUUGUUCCUGUUGUAUGUUUACUGUUCACAUCCAUUUACUUGAUGAAAUCGGUGAUGUUCUGCUAAAGCAGAAGAGGACAUCAGUGACGUAUUAAAAUUGUUCUCCACAAGCUGAUUUCAAACAUCCAACAAAUUGAGAUGAGUCGUCUGAUACACUGACAGUCUAUUUAUUCAUGGUCUGUAAAAUAACAACAAACCUUUCCAUAAAAAUCCAAUGUUGUUGUAUGUCAGAUGUUGUCAUCAAUCCUCAGAAGUUAAAAUUAAUACAGUUUAUUUUGAAAGAAGGAAUGUUCUUUGGAAUUAUUAAAAAAAAAAAAAUCUUUUUUUUUUUUUUUGCACAGGUUUAUUUUUUAUGAAAAUGUCCCAGUUUUAAAUGUUUGUUCAUUUUGGGAUUUGAUAUCUGAAGAACCUAUAAGAUUCUCGAGGACAUUGCUGUAAAAGAAAACCUUUUCAGUAGUUGACAGUGUUCAAAAAAACAACAAAGUCUGAAACUUGAAAAUAUGUGACAUUCAGGUGAAAUGUUAAUGCUAAAAUAAUAUUUUAAUUCAAAACUUGAUUUGUAAUAAAUCAGGCGCAAGAAUAUUAACCUCCCUGUUGCAAUUAAUGGAGCAUGAUUUGAAGCUGUAAUAAUAAACACAUAAUUAUUUUAUUUUAGUACUCGUCACAUGCUGUAAGCUUUACACGUUUAUAUUGAAUUUUCAUUUAUUUAAAAAAUCCAAAUAAACUGGUAUGUGUCUGAGUGAUUUGACUGUUUAAUUCCAAAAGAGCAACAUGGGAGCAGAGAAGAAAUUUUAAAAGAAACAAUGAAUAAUCAGGUAACAUAUAGUCUGUUAAAAUGCAGUAACAAGUGGUGGGUGUGACUAUAAAAUAUUCAAGUGUUAACAGGUCAGCGGAGAUGAAUAAAACAGUCAUACAAUUAGGCAGAAGAAAAAACCCCCCAAAUAUCUUCAUUUCUGAAAUAGAACAUAUCCUGAUAUCAUUUUCUUGUAGAAUGUGAUCCACAAUGUUUGCAGGAUCUGUUAUCAAGCAUACAUAUUUAUAUUUAAAACUUUUUGGCUGGUUAAAGAAAAUUCUCUCUACCUCUAAUUGUGAAAUAAAAUUAUUACAGGAGAGUA
Molecule: messenger RNA, 3240 nt
Organism: Oryzias melastigma (Indian medaka)
Lineage: Eukaryota; Metazoa; Chordata; Actinopteri; Beloniformes; Adrianichthyidae
Gene: tm4sf1
Product: transmembrane 4 L six family member 18
Exons: 12
Coding region: 183-1883 (566 amino acids)
Cellular component (GO): membrane
Source: RefSeq, a predicted model, not a curated record